Erigeron canadensis is the source of this 1272-nucleotide messenger RNA. RefSeq names its product G-type lectin S-receptor-like serine/threonine-protein kinase At1g34300. The transcript has a single exon. Gene Ontology annotation, biological process: protein phosphorylation. Gene Ontology annotation, molecular function: protein kinase activity; ATP binding. The record is from RefSeq and is a predicted model, not a curated record. Bases 14 to 1177 code for a protein of 387 amino acids. NCBI's taxonomy places the organism in Eukaryota, Viridiplantae, Streptophyta, Magnoliopsida, Asterales, Asteraceae.
AGCAGUAUGGAUCAUGUUUUCUCUAUGGGAAAACUUGCAAAAGGAGCUUUUGAAGAGAUCUCCCUUUAUUCCUCUCAACGUGGUCAAAGUUAUAGAAGACAUGGAAAGGGAAAAGCCCAUUCGGUUUACAGCUCAACAGCUCAAGAGAGCGACUGACAAUUUUAGCUUCAUAUUGGGUUCAGGUGGCUUUGGGACAGUUUACAAAGGAAUAUCCACCAACGGUUUGCCUAUAGCGGUUAAGGUACUUACAGGGACGUCAGACAAAAGCAUCGAGGAACAAUUUAUAGCUGAAGUGAGCACUAUGGGAAGAACACACCACUUAAAUCUCGUUAGGCUUUACGGGUUUUGCUUCGAGUCAAAGUUAAGGGCUCUUGUAUACGAGUUCAUGGUAAAUGGAUCUUUAGAUAGCCACUUGUUUAAAGAGAACAAAGAAGAUAUUCUUGGGUUUGAUAAGCUCCACGAGAUUGCGGUAGGGACUGCUAGGGGAAUCACUUACCUGCAUGAAGAAUGUUCACAAAGAAUAGUCCACUACGAUAUCAAACCAGGAAAUAUCCUGUUGGAUUCCAACUUUUGUGCAAAAGUAGCUGAUUUUGGUUUAGCUAAACUUUGCAAUAGGGAUAACUCUCAUAUAACAAUGACAGCAAGACGGGGUACCCCAGGCUAUGCUGCGCCAGAGCUCUGGAUGCCUUUCCCAGUUACGCAUAAAUGUGAUGUUUAUAGUUUCGGGAUGCUACUUUUUGAAAUCAUUGGUAGGAGAAACAACAUGGAUAUGACUCUUGGUGAUAGCCAACAAUGGUUUCCGGUAUGGGCAUCAGGCAAAUAUGAAAAGAAACAACUGAAAGAUUUGAUGAUAGCUUGUGGGAUUGAAAAUAAGGACGAAGAAAUUGUGGAGAGGAUGCUUAAGGUGGCUCUUUGUUGUGUUCAGUAUAAGCCGGAGACUAGGCCUGUGAUGAGCAUCGUUGUGAAAAUGUUGGAAGGGGCUUUAGAGGUCCCGGAACUUUUAAAUCCUUUUACCCAUCUGUUUUCUGGGGUUAGUCAGGCAUGUGAUUCAUUGGCUCAAUUGGCAUGGAAUGUUGGUGGCUUAGAUUGGUCUUCAUCUGAAGCAGUAUCUAAAUCUACAAUGGUAAUGGAAACACCCGUUCUGAAGAAAUAUGAGAUUACAAUUGCAUCGGUCUAAUCACAUUGAGUGAUAACAAAAUAAGUGGGUGUGUAUUUUUCGCAUUUUUAGUAAAUUUGAUGAAAUAUAGUGUGGGGAUUGCUUGAAGUUGUAAA